Perkinsus marinus ATCC 50983 is the source of this 381-nucleotide messenger RNA. RefSeq lists its product as hypothetical. The coding region runs from base 1 to 381 and encodes 126 amino acids. The record is from RefSeq and is a predicted model, not a curated record. The transcript has 3 exons. NCBI's taxonomy places the organism in Eukaryota, Perkinsozoa, Perkinsida, Perkinsidae.
AUGGGCUGGUUAUGGGGAGCCAAGAAAGAGAGUGAUGUUUCGUCUGAGACCAAGAGCAGUGGCAGUAGCAAGGAGAUGCCUGCAGUACCAAAGGAUGAACCGACAUCAUCACCUGAAGUCGACCCCGAUGAUGGUCGGCAAGUGGCAGACGCUCAUAAGCAGGCCAUUCAGUCGUGUAAGCAUCUUAAGGAUCGAUACGACCAAUGCUUCAAUAAUUGGUACCGGCAUGCAUUCCUUCGAGGCGAUCUAGCCCUCUCGUGUGACGAGUACUUUGAGGAGUACCGUGCAUGUCUAGUGGAGGAUAUGGAAGCUCGAGGCCUCGGACACCUGUGCAUGUUUGGUCCGGACAAACCAGCUGACUUUGAUGAGGGUAACGAUUAA